AGCCUACAAAUCUCCCAAAUACAGUAGCUGUGAUAAUUCUGGAGCGUUUUGUACCCAGAGCCUACUAUGCCCAGAGAGUCCGAAGUGCCCGCAAUGCCCGAAAUGCCUGCAGUCACCGAAGUGCCCCCUGGGAAGGGCAAAUGUACCACUGUUGUCCAACGGACACAGGCGUUGACCCUCCAUAGUAUGGGAGUCAAAACGUCUGAAAUCGAAGCUAAAACUGGGGUCAAAAAAGAGGCACUGAAGUCUCUUCUUCGCAGGGCCAAGGCACGGGGAUAUAUACCAGGUGGCCCUAUCAAGGAGGAACAUGUCGCCAAUGCACCAAAGUCUGGGAGGCCGAAGGUUAUAACCGAGUCUGUUACCCAAGUCAUCGAACAGCUUGUAACCAAAAACAGUACCAGAAGACAGUACUCCUGUCAGCAGAUUGCUGAUACGGUUGCUGAUCAGCUUGGUGGAACACGGCCAAGCCGGGAGACUAUUCGGCGAUCUAUUCGGCGAUGGCGUUACAUGCAUGUGCAUAAAAGUAUCUGAUUUCGGAUUUCGUUUACACAUACAUCCAGUAAUUAGUUGUCGAGGAGUUCUACUUUGGGCAUAAGGAUACAAAGACUACUGCGGGCGUAGAUAUAUUAAUUAAUAGAUGCUCCUGAAUUCU
Molecule: messenger RNA, 652 nt
Organism: Thermothelomyces thermophilus ATCC 42464
Lineage: Eukaryota; Fungi; Ascomycota; Sordariomycetes; Sordariales; Chaetomiaceae
Exons: 2
Coding region: 67-531 (154 amino acids)
Source: RefSeq, a predicted model, not a curated record